CAACAAAUGCGAGAUGCAGGCUGGCAGACCAGCGUUCGGUAAGUCAUCACUGCACACCUUCGUUACAUCGUCCCAAACUUUAAUAACGCCAGAAUGGCACCUGCACAACCCAAGAACAUCGCUAUCGUGGGCGGCUCACUAGGCGGCCUCUUCGCUGGUGUAGCUUUGAAGCACCUACGGAAAGAUCUGAACAUCCGCAUCCUUGAGCGAUAUCCGGCGCCACUGCUUCAUGAUCAAGGCGCUGGUGUGGUCGCCAGCCAAGAUGUACAGGAAUUCUUUAGGAAACAUGACAGGACGAAGACGCCUCUUACAGUUACCAGCCACGAGCGGCUGUAUCUCGACAAGAGCGGGAAUGUUAUUAAUCGCGAGAGCAAAGAGCAACAUAUGACGAGCUGGGACCUGUUGUACCAUCUCUUACGGGCCAAUUUCGAUGGAGUCGAGUCCGAAUAUGCAAAGGCACCUGCAUCAGAGGCGAAUGAAGGGACAACUACGUACGAUUACGGCCACCAGGUCGCCGAUAUCAAUUGCAAAGGCGCAAAUGCUCUGUCAAUCAAGGCAAAUACAUCGACAGGGAACGAAGUCACAAUCGACGCGGACAUGCUUAUUGGCGCUGACGGGCCCAGCUCCACGAUCCGCGGGUUCAUUGACCCCAAGAUCCAGAGGAAGUAUGCUGGCUACGUAGCUUGGAGAGGCACGGUUUCAGAGAAUCAGGUGUCACACUCAGCAAUUGAUGUAUUCGUUGAAAAGUUCCCUUUCUUCCACACCGAGGGUAUUCAGAUCCUUGCGUACACAAUUCCUGGACCAAAUGGCACUGUCGAGCCGGGAAAACGGCUAUUGAACUGGGUCUGGUAUGUCAACUACAAAGAAGACUCACCUGAGCAUAUAGAGCUCAUGACGGACAAAGACGGCAAGAGACAUCAUAUCACUCUUCCACCUGGUGGCAUUCAGGAGAGCCUAUGGGAACGACGGAAGAAGAUUGCGAGCGAGCUGCUACCACCACAAUUCGCAGAAGUAGUCAACAAAACUGAGGUGCCAUUCAUCCAAGCCAUCACAGACGUUGUCAGCCCCGUCGCGGUAUUGCCAGGCGACAGUCGUGUACUUCUGAUUGGUGAUGCACUUGCGGGUUUCCGACCACAUACCGCAGCUAGCACGAACCAAGCGGCAAUGGAUGCCAUGGAGCUUGCCAAGGCCGUCGAUCGAAUUCUUGAAGGUGAGAAAAGAGAUAAGGUGUUGAAGAAUUGGGAGGAGGGUGUCCUUGACUACGCCAAAUCUAUGCAGAAGCAUGGAGUUGACAUUGGCAAUCGUAGUCAGUUUGGUUUUCAUCCGCUCCAAGGGUAAGGAUAGGAA
Molecule: messenger RNA, 1347 nt
Organism: Macroventuria anomochaeta
Lineage: Eukaryota; Fungi; Ascomycota; Dothideomycetes; Pleosporales; Didymellaceae
Product: FAD/NAD(P)-binding domain-containing protein
Exons: 1
Coding region: 94-1338 (414 amino acids)
Molecular function (GO): FAD binding
Source: RefSeq, a predicted model, not a curated record